Molecule: messenger RNA, 321 nt
Organism: Trifolium pratense (red clover)
Lineage: Eukaryota; Viridiplantae; Streptophyta; Magnoliopsida; Fabales; Fabaceae
Product: alpha-copaene synthase-like
Exons: 2
Coding region: 1-321 (106 amino acids)
Molecular function (GO): magnesium ion binding; terpene synthase activity
Source: RefSeq, a predicted model, not a curated record
AUGGGCUCACAUAAGUUUGAGCAGCAAAGAGUUCAUGUUGCUUCUUCAGUUGAAUGUUGCAUGAAGCAGUAUGACAUGUCACUAAACGAGGCUUAUAAACUCAUUUCCAAAGACAUUGAAGAUUAUUGGAUGAUUAUGAAUGAAGAGUGCCUUAACUUAGACUCUAUCCCAAAUCCAGUGCUUGAAACUAUUAUUAAUGUGGCGAGAGUAUCUGAAUUUACAUAUGAAAACUUUCAGGAUAAAUUUACAAAUGGGGAAUUGCUGAAAGAAUGCGUGGAUAUACUAAUUCUAGAUCCUAUAAGCAUUGAGAAAUGUGAGUAG